UCCCAUCAUAAAACUCGUGCAAAUUCGUGAUCUCGCCAAUCUUCACAACUUUCAGUCGCUCGUCAUGGAGUACGGCACAAAACAAGCCCAGUUCCGAACAUUCCCGGCGAAUUCGCCGGAAGGCGUGGACCCGACGCAUCAGAGAAGAUCGGCCAAUUAUAAGCCUAACAUUUGGAAUUACGAUUUCCUCCGGUCGCUUAACAACAAGCACGACAUCGAAGAAGGAAUUAAAGAACGGGUUGAACAACUCGUCGAGGACGUAAAGCUAAUGUUUGCAGAAGCAGUCGAUUCACUUGCCAAGUUAGAGAUGAUCGAUCGCAUGAGAAAAAUGGGGUUGUCCAACCUCUUUGGCAAUGAGAUGAAAGAAACUCUUGAAACAGUUGCAUCCACCAACUAUUUUACCAUGGAAGAUCAUGUCUAUGCCAGUGCACUUCGGUUUAGACUCCUUCGACAGUAUGGUUAUGUCGGUUCACAAGAUGCGUUGAGGAGCUUCAAAGAAGGAAGCAACACAUUAAACCGAAGCAAUUGCAAAGAUAUUGAAGCUAUGAUAGAGCUUUUUGAGGCAUCGCAUCUCGCUUUGGAAGGCGAAAACAUAUUGGAUGAAGCGAAAGCCUUCUCAACUGGGAUUCUCGGGGAAAGAGUCUCCGGUUUGGACGGUCCGCUCUCCAAACGCGCUGUCCAUUCUUUGGAGCUUCCAAUGCACUGGAGAGUCCAGUGGUUCGACAUCAAAUGGCAAAUCAACUUAUACGAGCAACAGGAGGACAAGCGAAGUAAUCUGCUUGAGCUUGCCAAGCUCAAUUUCAACACGGUCCAAGCCACACACCAGAGAGAUCUUGUAGACAUAUCCAGGUGGUGGAGGGAUCUGGGACUUAUCGAACACGUGGAUUUCACUAGGGAUCGGCCGGUUGAGAGUUUUUUGUACGCCCUCGGACUCGCUCAGGAGCCACAACUCAGCUCUCUCCGAAAAUCUCUCAGCAAAGUCGUCAUCUUGAUACUGGUGAUCGACGAUGUCUACGACCUUUGUGGCUCGUUGGAGGAGCUAGAAUGCUUCACCGGUGCCAUCAUUAGGUGGGACUCGGAGCAGAUUCAACAGCUGCCCGAGUGCAUGAAGGUCUGUUUCCGAGCGCUUCGCGAUGUUACAUACGAGAUCGCUUAUGAUAUUACCAAGGACGAAGAUUGGCAUCGAGUGCUGCCACAUCUCGCCAAAGCCUGGGCAGAUUUUUGCAAAGCACUACUUACUGAAGCAAAGUGGGACCAUUCGGGCUACACACCCUCUUUGGAAGAGUACCUGAGCAACGCAUGGACAUCAUCUUCAGGACCGCUGCUCUUGUCUCAUGCUUAUUUCUUUGUGGGACAUAUGAAAUUGGAGGAUGUUGCAGAUUUGCUGGAGAAAAACAAGGAUCUGAUUUACAAUGUGUCCAUGAUAAUUCGACUCUGCAACGACUUAAGGACAUCCAAGGCCGAAAUAGACAGAGGAGAUGCUCCAUCAUCAGUGAUGUGUUACAUGCGAGAAGUGCACGUAUCAGAAGACGUUGCUCGGAAGCACAUCAAGGUAUUGAUCAACCAAGCAUGGAAAAGCAUUAGUUCUCAUUGCUUCGGCAAUACUGAGACACCAUUUCUCCGACCCUUUACCGAUGUCACUGUGAAUGCCGCUCGUGCUGCCCAUAUGCUUUACCAAUUCGGAGAUGGGUUUGGCAUCCAAGAUGGUAGCAUUGGGAAGCAAAUUCUAUCUACUGUGAUCGAGCCUCUCGCUCUUGAUUGAGAUAUUAGUGCAAGGUGAUGCAUUACAAUGGAUGGAAGACCUUGUCCCAGAAAAUCUAUUUUGCUAUUUGCUGAAUACUUCAAAGAGGGAAUGUCAUGGCCAAUGGUUUUC
Rhodamnia argentea is the source of this 1873-nucleotide messenger RNA. RefSeq names its product alpha-farnesene synthase-like. The transcript has 8 exons. Gene Ontology annotation, biological process: diterpenoid biosynthetic process. Gene Ontology annotation, molecular function: magnesium ion binding; terpene synthase activity. The record is from RefSeq and is a predicted model, not a curated record. Lineage: Eukaryota; Viridiplantae; Streptophyta; Magnoliopsida; Myrtales; Myrtaceae. Bases 65 to 1762 code for a protein of 565 amino acids.